AUGUUUGAAUUUUACCUUCCCUGUAGCUUUGCUGACUGUGCUGGGCUCCCUGAUGGGAGAGGAAUUCGGGACUUUGCUCCCGUCUCAGAGCCCGAGGUCUGCCGCAGCGAUCGCUCUUCGGUGCCGCCUCCGCGAGCUGUGGGUUGGUUCGAAGGACAAAGCUGUAACGGCGGCGGCUGCCCGGGCACAGCCCCGACCGCCGGUACCCGGGUAGGAGCCGCCGCGGGGAUUUCAAGGCAUUCGCAGCUUCCUCCUGCCAGCGCAAAUCCGAUCCAUUACGCGAUGUCACGCCGUGGGUCUGCUUUGAGCAGCGGGACCCCCCUCCCAUCCCUUCUCUGGUCGGUACUGCCCUUGGCCCUGCAGGCGGGGUGUGCGGUUCGGGGUUGGGGGCACGUGGACGUGAGAUGGUAUUGGGACAUUAUUUGUCCUAAAAUGAAUUCCCACCUCCCUCUCGCUGUCCCAAAUCCCAGGGGCUCCCAGCAGCCCGCACCCCCGGGAGAGCCCCUUCCAGCGCCGAGCCGGGGAGGGGGGAGGAUGAAACCGGUCGAGUUACAGAGCCCUGACCCCUACCUCCGCUCCAGCGUCUCCCGACGAUGUCACCUCUGCUCCUGCCGAGGCCCGGCUGAUGACCCACAACCGGAGAGGCAUGAAAUCGGCUGCCGAGAGUGCAGGGACGGGCGGUCGGGGGCUCGGCUCUUCCUGCGCUUCCCCCCUCACCGCACCGCAGCGGGGCAGCCCGGGGGAGGCACGGGAGGGCCGGGGCUGCCGCUGUCCUGCGAAAUCCCCCACCCGUCCUCGAGGCUCACGUGUAGCUCAUAA
Messenger RNA from Lagopus muta (rock ptarmigan), 819 nucleotides. RefSeq lists its product as uncharacterized. Bases 1 to 819 code for a protein of 272 amino acids. The record is from RefSeq and is a predicted model, not a curated record. The transcript is spliced from 2 exons. NCBI's taxonomy places the organism in Eukaryota, Metazoa, Chordata, Aves, Galliformes, Phasianidae.